This is a messenger RNA of Meloidogyne enterolobii, 780 nucleotides long. The record is from the annotation of a GenBank genome assembly. Lineage: Eukaryota; Metazoa; Nematoda; Chromadorea; Rhabditida; Meloidogynidae.
AUGGUUGCACCACCACUUAUAUUGUUCCCUCCAGCACCUGUCCCUGUACCUGUACAGGCAUCUGUACCUGCACAGGCACCUGUACCUGCACAGGCUAAUUUUCCGCCAGUUCAACAAUCGUUCCAAGAACCUCAACCUGUUGGUAACGAUUAUAAUAAUCAACCAGAGCAGCCACAAUAUCAAGAAUCUAAUCAACAAACUUUCCAAGAACAACCUCAGCAGAAUUUCCAAGAACAACCUCAGCAGACUUUCCAAGAACAACCUCAAGAAACUUUCCAAGAACAACCUCAAGAACAACCACAGCCUCAACAGGAACCCGAAGCACAACCUCAACAAGAACCACAAACUCAAGAACAAUUUCAACCAGAACAAGUUCAACCUGAACCGGCUGGUGAACCACCUUUAGCUUUCCCACCACCUUCGCCCGAAAACCAAGAACCCCCUCCACCGCCACCUCAACCCGAGGAACAACCAUUUGAACCUCCAAUAACUACAAUACCCCCUCCACUAGAAGUUGAACCAAUCCAACCUCCUACAAUUGAACCACCUUCUCCACCACCUCCGGAAAUAACAUCCCCACCAUCCACUACUCUUCCAACACCAACAACAGAAUCAGCUGCUGCUAUUUGUGCUCGUAAUGGUCUUCUUCGUUAUCCUCUUCCAGAAUGUUAUACAAAUGAUGAUAAAAUGAUGUGUUGUAAUCCUGAAUUGGAGGAUACAAUGAAAGACGCUUAUAAAACUCUAAUUCGUGAAAAGGGAAAUUCAACAUUUCACAGGUAA